Lynx canadensis (Canada lynx) is the source of this 3646-nucleotide messenger RNA. RefSeq names its product BMP binding endothelial regulator (gene BMPER). The transcript is spliced from 15 exons. Gene Ontology annotation, molecular function: protein binding. The record is from RefSeq and is a predicted model, not a curated record. Bases 363 to 2420 code for a protein of 685 amino acids. Lineage: Eukaryota; Metazoa; Chordata; Mammalia; Carnivora; Felidae.
UCGGCAGCGCAGCCUCUCCUCUCGGCCUAUCUCCGGCUGCUCCGCCGUCCCCUCCUCCCGGCCCCAUCUCUGGCGUAGGGGGGCCGACGACUAAGCCACUGUGAGCAACCCCCAAAAAAAAAAAAAAAAAAAAAAAAAAAACCGCAUUGGAGGAGCCUGGCCGCAGGACCCCUCCUCCCUGGCGCCCCUCACCCCUCGCUUCCCCCCCCCCCCGAGCCCCCCCUCCCGGGCGCCCGCCUCCCUCCUUCGCGGACUGUCUCCCGACUCGCCGGCUGAGAGCCCUUUUUGACUGCGAGCGGCGGUAGCGGAGCAGAGGCGGCGGCGCGGGACCUGCAGUCGCCCGGGAUUCCCUCCAGGUGACGAUGCUCUGGUUCUCCGGCGUCAGGGCUCUGGCUGAGCGUCCCUGCCGGCGCUCGCCCGGGAUUACCUGCUGCGUCUUGCUGCUGCUCAAUUGCUCGGGGGUCCCCAUGUCUCUGGCUUCCUCCUUCUUGACAGGUUCUGUUGCGAAAUGUGAAAAUGAAGGUGAAGUCCUCCAGAUCCCAUUCAUCACAGACAACCCUUGUAUAAUGUGUGUCUGCUUGAACAAGGAAGUGACCUGUAAGAGAGAGAAGUGCCCAGUGCUGUCGAGAGACUGUGCCCUGGCCAUCAAGCAGAGGGGAGCCUGUUGUGAGCGGUGCAAAGGUUGCACCUAUGAAGGAAGUACCUAUAACAGCUCGUUCAGAUGGCAGAGUCCUGCACAACCCUGUGUUCUACGUCAGUGCCAGGAAGGUGUUGUCACAGAGUCUGAGGUGCGAUGUGUUGUUCAUUGUAAAAACCCUUCCAAGCAUCUGGGAACGUGCUGCCCCACAUGUCCAGGUUGUGUGUUUGAGGGUGUGCAGUACCGAGAAGGGGAGGAAUUUCAGCCAGAAGGAAACAAAUGUACCAGGUGUUCCUGUGUUGGAGGCAGGACACAGUGCGUGAGAGAAGUCUGUCCCAUUCUCUCCUGUCCUCAACACCUUAGCCACAUUCCUCCAGGACAGUGCUGCCCCAAAUGUUUGGGUCAGAGGAAAGUGUUUGACCUUCCGUUUGGAAGCUGCCUCUUUCGCAGUGAUGUUUAUGACAACGGAUCUUCAUUUCUCUAUGAUAACUGCACUGCAUGCACCUGCCGGGACUCUACUGUAGUAUGUAAGAAGAAAUGCUCCCACCCUGGUGGCUGCAUCAGAGGGGAGGAGACCUGUUGUGAAGAGUGCCUCCUGCGAGUGCCUCCAGAAGAUGUCAAAGUGUGCAAAUUUGGCAACAAGGUUUUCCGGGAUGGAGAGAUGUGGUCCUCUGUUAAUUGCACCAUCUGUGCUUGUGUGAAAGGCAAGACAGAGUGUCGAAAGAAACAGUGCGUUCCCAUCAGCAGCUGCCCGCAGGGUAAAAUUCUCAACAGAAAAGGAUGCUGUCCUAUUUGCACUGAAAAGCCUGGCGUUUGCACGGUAUUCGGAGAUCCCCACUACAACACUUUUGACGGACGGACAUUUAACUUUCAGGGGACGUGUCAGUACGUUUUGACAAAAGACUGCUCCUCCCCUGCCUCGCCCUUUCAGGUGCUGGUGAAGAACGACGCGCGCAGGACCCGCUCCUUCUCCUGGACCAAGUCUGUGGACCUGGUGCUGGGCUCCAGCACCGUCAGCCUCCAGCAGCACUUGACCGUGCGCUGGAACGGCUCGCGCAUCGCGCUGCCCUGCCAGGCGCCGCAGUUCCACAUCGACCUGGAUGGCUACCUCUUGAAAGUGACGACCAAAGCAGGUUUGGAAAUAUCCUGGGAUGGAGACAGUUUUGUCGAAGUCAUGGCUGCCCCUCAUCUCAAGGGCAAACUCUGUGGUCUUUGUGGCAACUACAAUGGACAUAAGCGUGAUGAUUUAAUUGGUGGAGACGGAAACUUCAAGUUUGAUGUGGAUGACUUUGCUGAGUCCUGGAGGGUAGAAUCCAAUGAGUUCUGCAACAGACCUCAAAAAAAACCAGUGCCUGAACUGUGUCAAGGGACAGUGAAGGUAAAGCUCCGAGCUCAUCGAGAAUGCCAGAAACUCAAAUCCUGGGAGUUUCAGACCUGCCACUCAACUGUGGACUAUGCCACUUUCUACCGGUCCUGUGUGACAGACAUGUGUGAAUGUCCAGUCCAUAAAAACUGUUACUGCGAGUCAUUUCUGGCAUAUACCCGGGCCUGCCAGAGAGAAGGCAUCAGUGUCCACUGGGAGCCUCAGCAGAACUGUGCAGCCACCCAGUGUAAGCAUGGAGCUGUGUAUGAUACCUGUGGCCCGGGAUGUGCCAAGACCUGCGACAACUGGAAUGAGAUCGGUCCAUGCAAUAAGCCGUGCAUUGCAGGUUGCCACUGUCCCGCCAACCUGGUCCUUCACAAGGGAAGGUGCAUCAAGCCAGUUCUUUGUCCUCAGCGGUGACCUUUGUUCUGCUCCUAAGACUUUGAAAUCUGGUGUCUUUGACACUGAAGUGGAAGAGCCAAUGAAGGACUGCGGUAUUUGUGUGCUGAUUCUUCAAAUACACACAGAGUAUAUAUGUGUACAUAUAUAGAUAUAUAGAUAUAUUCAGAAACAUUUCAUCAUUUAUAUAAACUAUAGGUGGAUUAUUAUAUGUAUAUUUUUUGCUAUAAGACAUGUAUUAUUUCUAGGAUCCUAAUCUGUAAGCCAUUGGAUACAUUGUAUAAAUUAGCCAGGUGUUUGUAAUUUAAUAAGGCAGCAUGCAGACAUAUUGGAUGGCUUUAACAUCACAUACAUUUGUCAUUUCUAAGAAGUUUUCUAAGAGACCUAAAUUGCCUGCCUGCAUUAAUUUUAGCUUUGAAUCAAGACUUGCAGUUGAGUGGAAAAUGUGUUUCUCUGGAGAAGGGCAGAGUUAUCUAGGGGCAUUUCAUGCUUCCAAAGAAAGGAGUGUAUGCCCUAGGGAGAUGACUGGUGAUUGGUGACAGGACCUAAUGGUGCAUGUAAAGCAAGGGAUAGGUUGUUAGACUUUAUUGGGUCAUGGUCCAAUAUUAUUUCCAAAACCGAUUGGCUAGUUGCCAAGAAAUAUAUAUUUGUCAGUAGAGCAUAACCAAAGAAUUGAAUGGUUUCUUGCCAUCUUUGCAUAUUCCUUGAGUCACCUAAUUAUACAUGUGUGUAUGAUGGAUGUGUCCAUUUAUAUGUCGCAGUGAGAUUAAAGAAUGUUUGGGUGACAUGUCAGUUUUAUUGAGCAUGAGCAGAUAUUUAGGGAAAGUUUUGCACAACAUAUGAAAGAAUAGCCAUUUCUCUGAAUCUUAGAGCAAUUUAGGAUGGGCCAAUAUGAUGAGUUGAUGUAAGCCAUCUAUGUUUUGUGACUAUUCCAUGUGUAAAAUGAAAAUCAUUAAUUAUUUCUAGAGAAUUCCUAGCCCAGUGCUAUUUGGUGACUGUUCAUAUGUCAUGAUUCUACAAAAAGAAAGCCUUUUCUGACCAGUUGAUUGAAUAUCAGUCCAAACAAAGACUGGUCUCUGUAUUUGCUCUAAUUUACUGGUAGUUUACUACUGGUCAUCAGAUGAAUUUCCUGACUUUUUUUCCAGUUGAAUAAAUGAAAAUGUCAACAAAACAAAACCCACUAAUGUUUCAUUUCAAGAUACUAUGUUCCACAGUGUAGUCAAUAAAGGGCUCAAUAUUUAAAACAA